CGGGGCUUCCGCAAGCUCGCGGCUAGGGGAUUAAAACCCCUGGGCGUCGCAGGGCUGUUUGUCUUCGGCGGUAGUGGCGUCCCCGUUGGUACCUCUUCGAACAACUCGGACUGGUUCAUAAUUCUGUCUGGGUAACCUGGGACCACCCUCCGGAAGUUGUUGGCUGAAGCUCCUUUUCUCACCUGGCCAAGGAGCCUGGUAGGUGGCGGCAGGACCCGCCGGGUCCCUGCAUUCCGGAGGUGACCCUGAGGACCCGGUCUGCACAGGAAAGGUCCAGUUGGGAGGAAACGCACUCUCUUCGCCCUACUCUGUGCACAUGACUCGGAGCUUAUUCUUGUGGCAUUUUUGUAUGCCAGGAACCAAAAGUAAGGUAAUUCAAGGCACCAAACUCAAGUAAAAAUAGGAAGAUCAUCGGCAGAAAGCCUGCUGGAGAAAACAGAGGCCUGCUAGGACUUCUGAGCUGGUCGGAUCGCAGAGUGAGCCCAAGAUGCCCUGCAAAGGACUUCCACGUUAGCUUUACUGGUUUUGUCUUCUGUGCUCAUGUCCUCUUCCAAGGAGCUCCCUGGUCACUGCCUUAGUGGCUGGAGCUGCCCCCCUCCUCCACCUCCCGCACCUCUGCUGGGGGAGCCUGCCUUUCCGGCCUUCCAGCGGCCCCACCGGAUGGAAAGCGAAGUGAAGCAGUCUUGUAUCGUAUGCAUUUCAGGGCCUCUGAGAUUUAACUAAAAACAUGACUGCUCUUUCUUCAGAGAACUGCUCUUCUCAGUACCAUCCACACCCAACAAAUCAGCUCCUAGACAGUAACUGUCUGCUAGUCUUGAUUAUACUUGGAAAAAUAUUAUUAAAUGUCCUUACACUGGGAAUGAGGAGAAAAAACACCUAUCAAAAUUUUAUGGAAUAUUUUUGCAUUUCACUAGCAUUCAUUGAUCUUUUGCUUUUGGUAAAUAUUUCCAUUAUAUUCUAUUUCAAGGAUUUUGUGCUUUUAGGCAUUAGGUUUACUAAGUACCACAUCUGCUUAUUCACUCAAAUUGUUUCUUUUACUUACGGCUUUCUGCAUUAUCCAGUUUUCCUGUUGGCAUGUAUAGAUUAUUAUCUCAAUUUUUCUAAAACCACCCUUCCGUUUAAGUGUCAGAAAUUAUUUUAUUUCUUUACAGUAGUUUUCAUUUGGAUUUCAGUCUUUGCUUACGUUUUGGGAGAUGCAGCUAUCUACCCAAACCUGCAGCCCCAGAAUGUUUACUCUUAUCACUGUCCUUUCUACAGCAGCAUUCAGAGUUACUGGCUCUCAUUUGCCAUGGUGAUGAUUCUAUUGAUGGCUAUCAUAGCCUCUUGGUCAGAAGUUAUUACCUUGGUGCAGGCUAUUAGGAUAACUUCCUACAUGAAUGAGACUGUCCUCUAUUUUCCCUUUUCAUCGCACUCUAAUUAUACUGUCACCUCUAAAAAAGGGCUCUUGCCCAAGUUCAUUGUCUGUUUUCUCGGGACCUGGUUACCAUUUGUACUACUUCAAAUAAUUAUCCUUUUAUUUCAAGUAGAGAUUCCAGCAUAUAUUGAGAUGAACAUCCCGUGGUUGUACUUUGUCAACAGUUUUCUCAUUGCUACAGUGUGCUGGGUGAAUUGUCACAAGCUUCCUCUAAGAGACACUGCAUUACCUGUGGAUCCGUUUGUCAAUUGGAAAUGCUGCUUCAUUCCACUUGCAAUUCAUAAUCUUGAGCAAAUGGAAAAGCCUAUAUCAAUAAUAAUUUAUUAAUAUGUUGCCACGUUAAAACUUACAAUAACUACGAUAAGAAUCGUAACUUUAUAAACAGGGAAGGAUGAGGACUCAGGACCUACAGAGAUGGAACUGAACCGAAGUCUCCCCCAACCACCACCCACCAACCACGUCCAUACUGUUUCAGAAUGUGUAUUUUGGGGCUAUGAUAUUUGUCUUUUUGUUUGUUCUUUUUAACAAAAUAAUUGCAAGAAAAAGUUUUAUGCUUGUUCAGGAAAACUGCAUUUUACAAAUGUUAACACAAAACUGAAGUGAGUUAACCUUUGGCCAUACUGAUGUUUCUGUUACCCAAAAAGAUACGGGAUCACAAAAGAUUCGCUGCCAACUUUGUUACAAACUUAAAUAAACAUUUUUAUGAAAUUCAAAGUGAAAAAAUGCAGGUCAUUUUCUUAAAAGAAUUUGUAUACAUGGUCAUUUUAACAUAAGGGGAAGAUGCUAACUUGGAAAAUAUAUCUCUGUAUGUAAUGUAAAUAUUCCUGGAAGCAUAGUUUCACCUGCUUACCUUACAGAACUGGAUUAGUGACUCGGCUUCCUUCCAUGACACAGCAGGUUCAUUUUCGGUUACAACUUACAUGUCACUUGCAUGUCAAUUCAUAAUUAUUCAGUACUUCAGCAGUGUAUCACACUAUAAAAGUAAAGUUGUGUUUCUUAGCCUCAGAGCUAAUGCUGUUUUGGGUUGGGUCAUUCUGGUUGGGGAGACACCCUGUGCACCAUGGAAUGUUCAGCAGCAUCCCUACCCUCUGCCCCCCAGAUACCAGUAGCCCCUUGCUCCCCAGUCAUGGCAGUCACAGUACUGCCAGACUCCACCUCACCACCCAUGGUGGGCAAAACCGCCCGACUGAGGACUGAUGGAAUAAAGGAAUCUAAGUGGCAAAUAAUCUGAAGUCACUUUCUGAAUUAUAUUGAACUACCUAGACAUUGUCUAAUCUGUCCAUGUCUACACCUGGCCUUUGCCACUUCUCUGUUACUUUCCCUCUGAAUGUAUUGCUAAUUGACCAUGACAUGGAACUACACUAUUUUAAAAUAUAUUGUAUUUUUUAAUGUUUUAUUGAUUAUGCCAUUACAGUUGUCCCAUUUUCCCCCCCUUAGUUCAUGUCCAUGCAUCACAAGUUCUUUAGAUUCUGUAUUUUCCCAUACUAUUCUUGUCCUCCCCCUAUUUUCUAUCUACUGUCUAUGCUACUUAUUCUCUGUACCUUCUCCCCUUCCUCCUCCUUCCACUCCCCUAUUGCUAACCCUCCACAUGAUCUCCAUUUCUAUGGUUCUGCUCCUGAUCUAGCUGUCCUCUUAGUUUGCUUUUGUUUUAGGUGUGGUUCUUAAUAACUGUGAGUUUGCUGUCCUUUCACUGUUCAUCUUUUUUAUCUUCUUUUUCUUAGGUAAGUCCCUUUAACAUUUCAUAUAAUAAGGGCUUGGUGAUGAUGAACUCCUUGAACUUGACCUUAUCUGAGAAGCACUUUAUCUGCCCUUCCAUUCUAAAUGAAAGCAUUGCUGGACAGAGCAAUCUUGGAUGUAGGUUUUUGGAUUUCAUGACUUGGAGGAAUACUUCUUUCCAGCCCCUUCUUGCCUGUAAGGUCUCUUUUGAGAAAUCAGCUGACAGUCUGAUGGGAACUCCUUUGUAGGUGACUGUCCCCUUAUCUCUUGCUGCUUCUAGGAUUGUGUCCUUCAUUUUAAUCUUGGCUAAUGUAAUUAUGAUGUGCCUUGGUGUGUUCCUUCUUGGGUCCAACUUUGGGACUCUCUGAGCUUCCUGGAUUUCCUGGAAGUCUAUUUCCUUUGGCAGAUUGGGGAAGUUCUCUUUUAUUAUUUGUUCAAAUAAGUUUUCUACUUGUCGCUCUUCCUCUUCCCCUUCUGGUACCCCUAUAAUUUGGAUGUUGGAACAUUUAAAGAUGUCCUGGGGGUUCCUAAGCCUCUUCUCAUUUUUUUGAAUUCUUGUUUUCUGUUUGGUCAUUUUUUUUUUCUUCCUUCUGGUCCACUCAAUUGAUUUGAGUCCCAGUUUCCUUCCCAUCACUAUUGUUUCUCUGUGCAAUUUGCUUCAUUUCACUUAGUGAAGCCUUCAUUUUUUCAUCUAAUUUGUGACUAAAAUCAACCAGUUCUGUGAGCAUCCUGAUCACUAGUGUUUUGAACUGUGCAUCUGAUAGGUUGGCUAUCUCUUGAUCCCUUAGAAGUAUUGGCUCUGGGGCUUUGAGCUGUUCUUCUGCUUGAGCCAUAAAUGUUUUGGUUUGUUUGUACUUGUUACAUAUGAGGGGCGGAGCCUUAGGUGUUCACCAGGGUGGGGCAACCCAGGUCACUGGGUUGUGACGUAUGUGGGGGCAGGGUCAGAGAGGGGCAAUGGCGUUUUUUUUUUUCUGCUCUCUCUCGGAUUUUGAUCCCUCCUGCUACUCCCCACAAACAAAUUGGGCCCUUCUGGUGAUGGUUCCCAGAUGUGCGGGCUUGUGCACCCUCCAGGACCCUGUGGAUCUCUCCAACGAACUCUGAGCCUGGGAGCCUCUCCCGGCACCUCAACCCUGGAAAGUUUUUUCAGUUGGUGCUUUUAGGCUUUAUUACCCAGGGCAUGGUCAAUCUCACUGCUUGUUUUUUGCCUGGUUUAUAUGCGCUUGAAUGUGUGACCUCAGUCAGCCAGCUGUCUUGCGCCCCUACUGGGUCUGCCCAUUGCCACCCCACACCUGGGAUCUGCCAACCGCAGCCUGCACACCUGGGUCCAUCUGGGGGCUUUUUCCUGUGCGACCCCUAACAGCCAGCCGCUGACUCCGCCCCUUUUACCAGUCUGGAUGAAUGGUUCGUUGUCGUCAGACUUCGGUACAGUUCAAUUUUCUCUCUGUUUUGGUUGCAUUCUGGUUUUUAAAUAUUUGUUGUUUAUAAACUCAGUUGUGCAAGGAGGUACAGUGCUUCCACCUACGCCUCCAUCUUGGCCGGAAGUAAAAUAUACUGUACUUAACAGAGAAUUAAACUCAACAGAUUUUAAAUGAGGAAAAUUUAUAACUGUUUCAAACUCCUUACUAAGCUUGUUAAUUGUUAUUCAUUCAGUGCAUUCCCCACACCUCAUAAGCUUAAAGGAAAAAAAAAGAAAUUAUUCAAUAGACCAGCCAAAU
Molecule: messenger RNA, 4845 nt
Organism: Artibeus jamaicensis (Jamaican fruit-eating bat)
Lineage: Eukaryota; Metazoa; Chordata; Mammalia; Chiroptera; Phyllostomidae
Gene: GPR160
Product: G protein-coupled receptor 160
Exons: 5
Coding region: 728-1741 (337 amino acids)
Cellular component (GO): plasma membrane; signaling receptor complex
Source: RefSeq, a predicted model, not a curated record